CCACCGUGAGCAACACCAUCAGUGCAUACAGUGAGAAAUAGCAGGUAGUUUGCAUAUUACCAUUAUUGAACCAUUAUUUGCAUAUGAAUAAACAUUGACGUACAAGUCUGUGUCCACGGAGAAUGUCUAAUGUCAUAUUAAGUUCAAAUCUGAUAUGAGCAAGAUUUGGGAUUUCCCAGUCAAGUAUUUCCAGUCCUGGGAAAAACCACGGUUGCGAAAUCACCAUUGCAGUGUAUGGACGGCCGCUUGUAUCAAAUCAGAGUGUCAACAUGGCUGCCGACUAGGCAUAUUGGAUAUAAUGUACACACAAAUACCUGUAUGUACAUAAUGCACGAGGUUUGUAAGUCUGUAACCAUUUAUAUUAUAGCGUUGCUCCACGGACAUUUUCUAAGUGAGAAUAACGGGAUCGUGAGCUCAAGAACGUCUUGGACGAGGAAGAGUCGGGUUUUAUCAUCGAGGGAUUCGUCGUUGAUUUCACAAUGAAGUGUCGUAAUUGUGGCGUUCAGAAACUGUCAAAUGAGUUCCCGCCAUGGACCAUUAUGGAAGAAUGCAAACAUGCCCCUCUCCAUUGUCUUAGGUGCGUGGUUUCCCAUGUGGAAGAACAUGGCGAGUGUUCCCAGUGUGAUGGCGAAGUGGGUCCAGAUUCCAUCCGUCUCAAGCGAUGCCACAGCCAGCUUGAAGCCAUGUUUCCAGAGUGCAAGCUGAACUACGUCCCCAAGGCGGAAGGAGCACCUACGCCCAGUGGGAAGGGCUUCAUCAGCCUGGCCAUGCUGAAUGGUGACAGUGCAAGUGUACAGCUGAACUCGGCCAUGACGGUGUCAACAUUGAAAGCAUACGUGAAAAGUAAACUUCAAGUUCCACUGGAGAAUCAACAGCUCAUUUAUAAUGGGACUGAAAUUAAGGAGGUUACUGAUACGAAAGCUACAGCAACACUGGGAUAUUAUCAAGUUCAGCCGAAUUCUACCAUCCACGUGAGAAGACUCCUCUACUCGGCACCUAAAGACCUUGAUAAAGUGGUUUUUGACCUUAACUGGGGUUAUCCAUAUCAUGGGCGUGAUUAUUUAGAUGCAAGUGUUCUAAUUUUUGAAGGGAUCAAAUAUGUUGGCGUUCUUGACUAUAACCACACCAGUUUCCCACCAGCCAUGCAACAUUCUGGAGAUCUAAUGGAUGAUUUCAACUGCACAGGUCACCAUUUGAUCAAUGUAGAUCUCCAUAAAAUUCCCGCAAAUAUCACCCAUUUCUUCUUCACUCUGAGUGCUUGGAACUCCCCCACUGUGUCCAGUUACCCAAACCCCAGCCUACGGUUUUACAAACAGUCUGAGCCGGGCAAGAUGCUGUGCGAGGACACUAUAACCAAACUGAAUUACUCUCAGGCCAUCGUAAUGGCGUGGAUGACCAGACAAGGCGGCCACUGGUGUGUCUUUAGCGCUGGGAAGCCUUCAGCCGGUAACGCGAAAAACUAUAGUUGCCUGGUGUCGACAAUACAAGGCAUUAUUUCUAAUGGACUGUAAACCGUGUAAAAUAAAUAAACAAUGGAUAGUCAUACAUUCCCACCCCAAACAUAUUGUCUGUUAACCUGAUAAACCAUGGGGCAAUUAAUCGUUCUCCUCUUGAUCCCCUCUUUCUGUUGGUCAAACUAUAGACCAGACCUCCUUCUGUUAUAUAGACUCCCUGAUUUCAAACUGUAGAUAUAAAACAAAACAAAGGUGUAUAUAAAGAUUAUAAAUUGUACUGUAUGCAGAGAUCAUUGCCAUUUUAUUGGUGGAACACUUGUUGUUUGAACAUGCGUCGGCCGCGAUGCUCCAAAUUUUAUCUUGAGUCCUAUAUUGAUAAUUAAAGGACGAUUGGUAGAGCCAUAACCAAAAACAUCUCUCUUCUGCUUGUUUGUCCAAACGAGGCACGGGUCGUAUCACGGUAGACAAGGUUGGUGUGUAUUUGGAGUCGUCCAUUUUGUUUCGAAUGGUUUUUGUUGUUUAAUCUUCAAAUCUUCAGACUUGUGAUUUGGAAGAGAUUCCCUUUCUAUGUUGUACUUAUUUGUUGUACUUAAAAUAAAAAUGGGAAGAUCUUAUAUGUAUGAUUUAUGUAAAACAAAUAUUGAAAGUAUAUAAAAGAAUUUGUAAUUCAUAACAAUUGAAAGUAUUUCGUUCGUGCGUUGUCACAGAAUAUUUAAACCCCUUUGCGAAGUCUGUUCACUGUAUGGGCUCGCCCCUUUGGAAUCGAUUAAUUUAAUAGUCUAUUUUACCUCGCGAUUGCAUUAGGCAGAAGUGCAUUCAUGCAUGCAAUAAUUAAUUUGUUAAAUAGUAAUACCAUAAAGUAAAUUCAAAGUAUGUUUCAUUAUUUACAAGGUUGGGGCAUUCAUUGCUUAUCAUUGCUACCAAUCUAAGAGUGCACUGAGCCGUUUGAAAUGGUUAUUUGCCAAUAUCGUCGAGAAUAAACCAGUUGCUCAUUCUUUCAA
Messenger RNA from Asterias rubens (European starfish), 2455 nucleotides. RefSeq lists its product as uncharacterized. The coding region runs from base 480 to 1511 and encodes 343 amino acids. Lineage: Eukaryota; Metazoa; Echinodermata; Asteroidea; Forcipulatida; Asteriidae. Gene Ontology annotation, molecular function: protein binding. The record is from RefSeq and is a predicted model, not a curated record. The transcript is spliced from 3 exons.